AUGCCCUGGAAAAGUCGCUGGAACGUGGAUAUACCACAGGUCUCUUUACCUACCUAUGUCUUUGGAUCGCCUUCUGCUGCUCUGCCAGAAACUCCUCUCUACUUCGACGCAGAGAAGCCAGACAGAUACCAUCUAUCAGCAUCGGAUCUAAGGCAAUGGUGCAAGCGAUUCGCAGCUGGUCUUCAGAAAGCCGGUUUAAAGCCUGGUGAUCGCGUGCUACUUUUCUCAGGAAACACACUCUUCUUCCCAGUGGUCUUCCUUGGUACCAUCAUGGCUGGAGGUGUAUUCACUGGUGCCAAUCCUACUUAUGUGGCUCGUGAGCUGGCAUACCAAUUGCAAGACUCUGGAGCCAGGUUCUUGUUGUGUGCGGAGGCGAGUCUGGAUACCGGUAUCGAGGCAGCAGAUACUAUAGGACUCUCCCAUGACAAGGUCUUUGUGUUUGACAAUGGCUACGCAACUUUCGACAAUACUGGCAAGAAACGCGGGGAUGUGAGGCAUUGGAGCAAGUUGCUUGCAAGCUCCGCAGAGAGCCGCGAUUUUGCUUGGGAAGAGUUGAGCUCCAAGGAAGAGCUGGAUCGCACCAUUGGCCUCAAUUACUCGUCAGGAACGACAGGUGUACCGAAAGGCGUCAUGAUAACCCACAGCAACUAUGUCAGCAACAACGAGGGUGUAGUUCGUGUUGCAAAGACUUUGCCAGAAUAUGAAGAGGCCAAGAAGACGGCGAGAUGGCUUUGCAUGCUCCCAAUGUAUCAUGCCUAUGGUCAAACAUACUACUGUGUAGGGACAAUUGCUCGUUCGAUCCCGACCUAUAUUAUGCAAAAGUUCGACUUUCUCAAGAUGCUAAGUUAUGUGGAGAAAUACAAGGUCACCGAUCUCACGAUGGUGCCGCCGAUUGCGGUGGCAAUGGCCAAGCAUCCUGCCUCCAGACAACAUGACUUGAGCUCCGUAAGAUAUAUCGGAUCCGGUGCGGCGCCUCUCGGAAGCGAAGUUUCGAAGGAAGUUGAGCAACUGUGGCCACAGGGCAAGACCUCAAAUUCGAAUGCAGUAGGAGAGCUAAAUCCCAACGUCGAAGGCAUGAUUGUAGACGUAGCGUCGGGAUCCGAAGUACAAAGAGGACAGCGAGGUGAACUUUGGGUACGAGGGCCUACUGUGAUGAAAGGCUAUUGGAACAAGCCGGAUGCCACUAGAGAUACUCUCACAGAAGAUGGUUGGUUGAAGACUGGUGAUGUGGCCUACCUUGACGAAGAAGGCCAUCUCUUCAUCGUAGACCGCAUCAAGGAAUUGAUCAAGGUUAAAGGUAAUCAGGUUGCACCUGCCGAGUUAGAGGCACUGCUUCUCGAGCAUCCAGCCAUUGCAGAUGCUGGCGUGGUAGGGGUAACAAUAAAGGGCGAAGAGCUCCCACGAGCCUAUCUCGUACGACGCGCAGACCAAAACGUCGAGGCCCAGGACAUUCAAGAAUUUAUGAACAGCAAAGUCGCAAGACACAAACGUCUGGCUGGUGGUGUUGUGUUCAUGGAGGCGAUUCCAAAGAACCCUGUAAGCAAGAUCUUGCGCAAGAUUCUGCGUGACCAGGCAAAGGCUGAAGUGGGAGACUCGGAGGCCAGAGCAGCGCGUCUAUAA
Aureobasidium vineae is the source of this 1620-nucleotide messenger RNA. The record is from the annotation of a GenBank genome assembly. NCBI's taxonomy places the organism in Eukaryota, Fungi, Ascomycota, Dothideomycetes, Dothideales, Saccotheciaceae.